AUGUUCAAGUCAACGCUCCUUUACACUUGCUUGCUGUUCUACGUCGUUCAUGUCCAGUCUAUGCCGCUGUCUAUGUUCGGUGGCAAGAGGACGGUUGAGAUGGCGCGCGGAGUCAACGACUGGCGGGACACUUUAUCUGAUGACACUCGUCAUCGCCUUGACCUGGCUAAGCAGCACUUGCAAGACCAAAGCACCUCCGGCCAAGCUUUCCGUAACGACACAAUCAUGCGCAUUAAUAUUGAGCGUGAGGCUCUGGACCUCUCCCUGAUUGACCUCGAGCAAGCCUUUGGAAUGGAGCUCCCGGCCCCUCGUGCAGGCCUGGGCGGCAAAGCCGGCCACAAACGAUCAAGCUCCGAAGAUCUCUGCGAGGAGGCGUACCUUCGGGGUGGCACCAUGACCAGUCUGCCAACCGUCAAGCGAAGUAACGCCCAAGACCUCCGCGAGCAAGCCUACCUCCGAGGCGGCACCAUGACCUCUCUACCAAUCCUCAAGCGAAACGACGCCCAAGACCUCCGCGAGGAAGCCUACCUCCGAAGCGGCAGCAUGACCUCUCUCCCCAUCUCCAAGCGUGACAACAACAACAACAACAACCCCUACACCCACCUCCUCAACCGCCACAACCUCGCCCUCGGCGCCCUCGAGCGCAUCAACAUCGCCCACCGCGUCCUCCACAAGCCCGAAAUCACCAGCCAACGCGCCCAAAAGAUCACCGCCCAAGGCGACGAGUACGUGGCGCAGUACUGGGCCUCCUCAAUGAAUCCGGGGGGUUUCUGGACAGAGGACCAGAUGGUCGGGAGGCCCAACUUCGUGCAGGGCGGGCAGACGAACGGGUUCGGCUUUACGCAGAGCACGUUUCAUAGGCUGCACUGCCUGGCGAAUAUUCGGAUGAUGCUCGCGUGGCAUAUCACUGGCAACGGUAAAAGGAUGACGCGCGAGAUGAAUGUGCAUACCAUCCACUGCCUGGAGUAUAUUCGCUGGCGCGAGCUGGUGCAGCCCGACCUCACCGAAGAGCCUAUUGACACUGUCGACUACAUGGGAAUGGGCAUUCACUAA
Molecule: messenger RNA, 1053 nt
Organism: Purpureocillium lilacinum
Lineage: Eukaryota; Fungi; Ascomycota; Sordariomycetes; Hypocreales; Ophiocordycipitaceae
Biological process (GO): mycotoxin biosynthetic process
Source: RefSeq, a predicted model, not a curated record